Messenger RNA from Lynx canadensis (Canada lynx), 1336 nucleotides. RefSeq names its product EGF like domain multiple 7 (gene EGFL7). Gene Ontology annotation, biological process: anatomical structure development. The transcript has 10 exons. The coding region runs from base 301 to 1119 and encodes 272 amino acids. Lineage: Eukaryota; Metazoa; Chordata; Mammalia; Carnivora; Felidae. Gene Ontology annotation, molecular function: calcium ion binding; signaling receptor binding. The record is from RefSeq and is a predicted model, not a curated record. Gene Ontology annotation, cellular component: cell surface; extracellular region.
GCGUGGAGGCCCCUCUGGCUUUGGCCGCUCUGUUGUCCCACGGCCCCAUCAGCAGUGUGUCUGACGAACCCCCAUUUCGCAGAUGAAGAAACAGAGGACGAGGCCUCAGCCCAGGUUACCGGCAGAGUGAGGACCAGAGGACCCAGCCAGGCUGCAGGGGCCAAAGGACCUCAGCACGAGGGAGGCACGGGCAGCCCCCGCCACCCGGAAGAGCGGCUGCCACGCGAGCCCAGGGGAUGACGGAGCCCCCUCCUCCAGGCCACCGUCAGGAGAAGGCCAACCCGCUGGGACGCACGGGCCAUGUGUGACUCCAGGGAGCUGCUUCUGGUGUGGCUCCUGGUGCUGGCAGUGGGUGGCACUGAGCACGUCUUCCGGCCUGGCCGCAAGGUGUGUGCCGUCGGGGCUCCCAGGGGCUCUGAGUCUUUUGUGCAGCGGGCGUACCAGCCCUACCUCACCACCUGUGACGGGCUCCGAGCCUGCAGCACCUACCGGACCAUCUACAGGACCGCCUACCGUCGCAGCCCCGGGCCGGCCUCCGCCAGGCCUCGCUACGCUUGCUGCCCCGGCUGGAAGAGGACCAGCGGACUCCCGAGGGCCUGUGGAGCAGCAGUAUGCCAGCCCCCGUGCCAGAACGGAGGGAGCUGUGUCCGGCCCGGUCACUGUCACUGCCCUCCAGGAUGGCAGGGUGACACCUGCCAGACAGACGUGGACGAAUGCGGUACCGGACGGGGCCCCUGCCCCCAGCACUGCAUCAACACCGCGGGCAGUUACUGGUGCCGGUGUCAGGAGGGGCACAGCCCGUCCGCAGAUGGUGCCCUCUGCCUGCCCAAGAGAGGGACCCCCCGGCUAGCCCCGAACCCCACGACAGGAACAGACGGCACAGUCGAGGAGGAGGUGCAGAGGCUUCGGUCAAGGGUGGACGUGCUGGAACAGAAGCUGCAGCUGGUGCUGGCCCCGCUGCAUAGCCUGGCCUCGAGGGCCCUGGAGCACGGGCUCCCCGACCCCGGCAGCCUCCUGGCUCACUCCUUCCAGCAGCUGGACCGCAUCGACUCUCUGAGUGAGCAGAUCUCCUUCCUGGAGGAGCAGCUGGGGUCCUGUUCCUGCAAGAAGGAGCUGUGACGGGUUCCCGGCUCUGGCUCCUGAGAGCCGGUCACCACGGUGCUGGGUGGGGCGGGAUUCGUUCCUCCUAGGUAUGAAUCCAGCCUCCGCCCGGCCGGCACCUCUGCACCCCCACCAGCGGGCCCAUGGCAGAGGGAAGGCACGAGGGUCUUUGUCGCUGGGCAGCACAUCGGGGGGCCCCUUGUGAUCUGUGUCAGAAUAAAGUGAAGGUUCAGGA